Messenger RNA from Brachypodium distachyon (stiff brome), 3105 nucleotides. Its product is annotated as protein PAT1 homolog 1. Gene Ontology annotation, biological process: deadenylation-dependent decapping of nuclear-transcribed mRNA; P-body assembly. Bases 8 to 2599 code for a protein of 863 amino acids. Gene Ontology annotation, molecular function: RNA binding. NCBI's taxonomy places the organism in Eukaryota, Viridiplantae, Streptophyta, Magnoliopsida, Poales, Poaceae. The transcript has 6 exons. Gene Ontology annotation, cellular component: P-body. The record is from RefSeq and is a predicted model, not a curated record.
GAAAAACAUGGCUCCAGUCCAAAACUCCAAAUACAGAAAGAAGGAAAGGGAAGUAAGCAAGACGGAUGGGGGAGCUUCCCAUCUCUGUCUCUCUUUCCUUGCUCCCUCAGAUCCAAAACCCAAGCGCAUCCCCCGAAAUCCAAACCCUAGCACACUGCUCGCGCUCGCGCCGCCCGUCGAGAUGAGGGGCCUCAGGGCGGACGGCGGCGGCGGUGGCGGCACCUCGUCUUCGUCUUCCACCGCAGAGAACUCGCGUUUCGAUGCGGCACAGUAUUCGUUCUUCGGCAAGGCGCCGCUGGAUGGCUUGGAGCUGGGCGGUUUGGUGGACGAUGGAGGUGUGGAGUGCUAUGGCGGCGGAUUUGGUGGGCAUGAUGAUGGGGCUUACCAGUUGUCUCCUGUGGGAGAAGAGAUCGAUUGUAUGAGUAACUUGUCUGAAAUUGAUGAUCUUGCAAGCACUUUUGCAAAGUUGAACCGAAGUAUUAGCGGAACAAGAAAUCGUGGUGUUAUUGGUGAUAGACGAUCAAUUUCCAGGGAAAGUUCAUUGACUAAUGACUGGGUUCCGGAAGCAGACUUCCCCAAUUGGGUAGAUCCGGAUAUGCUCAACAACGAUGAAUUUCAGGACAGCAAACAACUGUGUGCUCAGCCACAGUAUUUACCUCAGUUCGGAGAGUCGAAACCAUUGAGCAGAACAUCUUCCUAUCCCCUGGAACCACUACAGCACCGCUCCAGUGAACCUAUCCUUGGGCAUAUAUCUCCUUCGUUUACAUCCUAUCCCCCGCCAGGUGGUGGUGGACUAUCCUAUCCUGCACAAGGUCUUACACGCCACUCAAGCAUUCCUUCACCUGGCGCUGGUCACCAAAUGGGUUCUCCAAGUUCAUCACUUUCUGGUUCUCCAUAUAAUAUGACUAGUGUACCUCAUGGACUGCGAUAUGGACGAAGCAUGUCUUACACUGCUGCAGAUCUAUCAGCAAACAACUUCCUGCAAAAUGAAUGGCCAAAUCAAGCUGGUCCCCAUACUUUUGAGCAUUUUAAUCAACGGCCCGGUUUAUUGCAGCAACAGUUAUCAUUUCCGGGGAGUUCGAUGUCUUCAUUGCUAUUUUCUCAGCAGCAGCAGAGAUCGCCACUAGUCCCGCCAUCCCAUCACAAUUACCUAAACAUGCAGCCUCAGUUCUAUCACCAUCAUUCUCCAGAAAUGAUAGGCAAGUUUGAUCAUGUUCCUAAUUUGCCUUCACCAAGAGACAAGAGAUCAAGGUCAGGAAGAGGAAAACACAGCAUACGCUUUUCUCAACAACCUUCUGAUGCAGCUGGUCAGAAUGUUGAUAAUGGAGGAAUAAAGUUCAGAUCGAAAUAUAUGUCUUCCGAAGAGAUAGAGAGUAUUUUAAGAAUGCAGCACUCCACAAGUCGCAGUGAUCCGUACAUCGAUGACUAUUACCACCAAGCUUGUAUAGCCAAAAGAUCUGCCAGUUCUCAGCAGAAGAUCAACUUCUCCCCCAUGUCAAUAAAAGACUUCCCAUCAAAGUCCCGGUCUGGUGGUGAUCAACAUUCAUAUCUACAGGUUGAUGCUGUUGGAAGAGUAUCGUUCUCUUCCAUACGUAGGCCUCGCCCUCUUCUCGAAGUAGAUAUUCCUGCAUCUGGUGAUCACAAGUCAUCUGCGAGGCCACUGGAGAAAGAGCCAAUGCUGGCAGCCAGAAUUACUGUUGAAGAUGGUAUAUGUCUUCUUCUAAAUGUAAAUGAUAUUGACCGCUUCUUGCAGUCUAGCCAGGCGCAGGACAGCAGCUUCCAACUGAGGCGAAGGCUUAAGGUCCUCCUUGAAGGCUUAGCUACAUCACUCGAGCUUGUGGACCCUUUUGGCCCAAACAAACCUGGCGAUUCAUCUGGAUUGGCCCCUACGGAUGACCUUAUUUUUCUCCGCAUUGUUUCUCUUCCGAAAGGACGUAAGCUUUUGGCACGUUAUCUUCGACUUCUUGUCCCUGGAAGUGAGCUGACCCGGAUAGUGUGCAUGGCUAUCUUUCGACAUCUUAGGAGCUUGUUUGGGGGUUUAGCGUCAGAUUCUGGUGCUGCAGAAACAACAGUUGGUCUUGCCAAGACUGUUUCCUCGUGCGUGCAACAUAUGGAACUAAGCGCCCUCAGCGCGUGCCUCACUGCUGUUGUCUGCUCAUCGCAACAGCCACCUCUCCGCCCUUUUGGCAGCUCUGCUGGUGAUGGGGCUUCUCUAAUCAUCAAAUCAGUACUGGAUAGAGCAACUGAACUGUUAGCUGAUCCUCAUUCUGCAGCCGACUACAGCAGAUCAACUCGUUCUCUUUGGCAGGCAUCAUUUGAUGCUUUCUUUGGACUUCUGACAAAAUACUGUGACAGCAAGUAUGGAAGUAUUCUGCAGAUGUUCAGCAUGCAGGGAUCCAAUUCUACGGCUAGAUCUGAAGCCUCAAAGGCAGUUAGCAGGGAGAUGCCUGUUGAACUGCUCCGUGCAAGCCUUCCACAUACCAAUGAACAGCAACGCCAGAUGCUUCUUGGCUUUGCUCGGAAAUCCAUGCCUGUAACUGGUUUUAACCAUUCCGGGACGAGCAGUGGGCAUUUUACUUCUGAAUCUGUUGCCGGUUAACGCUACUGAAGAGCCUCAAGUGGUCGUUCAUUGCGUAAACCAUAUGUGCAGCUUGUCUUCAGCUGGAGAUUAUAUUUGGAGGCACAAGAUGCGAGCUUGGGGAAGUCCCAUUGGCUCGAUGAAGCGAGCAUUCGCCAGACUUUGACCGUGUCUAGGAUCAAAAUUAAUUUAUAGAAUCGACUUUCCCCUUCAUGUGGGCUAUGAAUCUUUAAUAGAUUAUGCAUGUAUGUAUCCUGUUGUAACUCUGUGCAGUGAUGAACCAGUCACCUCUUUGGAGGAAACCUAGUUUAACCUGUAUCUCCCCCAGUGAAGAAGCUAGCGGGUAGCAAUGGCUGUACAAGUACAACUUCUAUAGCCAUUUUGUGUUUGUUCCUUGGUGGGGUUUGAUGCCAUCUGGUGAGUUGUGACAGUGUUAGAUCUCAGUUUACUUUAUUCCGAGACUUUGGUGAGAUGUUUAUGUUUCAUGGCUAAAUAUAAUCUUGCGUGCUCCAGGAUUUGUGAGUUUA